CUCUGCGAGGCAGGCCGGCUCCGCCAUGGCGCUGCGGAGGGCUCUGGCGCUGGGCUGCCUGGCGCUGCUCGCCGCCUGGACUGGGCCCGGCGUCGGCGGGCAGAAGCGGAAGGAGAUGGUGCUUUCAGAAAAAGUGGGCCAGUUGAUGGAGUGGGCUGGCAAAAGAUCGGUUAUUCGACUAAAUGGUGACAAAUUUCGCCGUCUUGUGAAAGCGCCACCGAGAAACUACUCUGUGAUUGUUAUGUUCACCGCCCUUCAGCCUCACAGACAAUGUGUUGUGUGCAAGCAAGCUGAUGAAGAGUACCAGAUUCUGGCAAAUUCCUGGCGAUACUCGACCGCAUUCACCAACAGAGUCUUUUUUGCAAUGGUGGAUUUUGAUGAAGGUUCUGAUGUAUUUCAGAUGCUAAACAUGAAUUCAGCCCCAACGUUCAUUAACUUCCCACCAAAAGGGAAGCCAAAAAGAGGGGACACCUAUGAGCUGCAGGUGCGGGGAUUUGCUGCUGAACAACUUGCCCGCUGGGUAGCUGACCGGACCGAUGUCAAUAUCCGGGUGAUAAGGCCUCCGAACUACGCCGGACCCUUGAUGUUGGGGCUGCUGUUGGCUGUUAUUGGUGGUCUGGUAUACUUGAGAAGAAGCAACUUGGAUUUUUUGUAUAACAAAACUGGCUGGUCUUUUGUUGCAUUGUGUUUUGUUCUAGCAAUGACAUCAGGCCAAAUGUGGAAUCACAUCAGAGGACCCCCGUAUGCUCAUAAGAAUCCUCAUACUGGUCAAGUGAAUUAUAUCCACGGGAGCAGUCAAGCUCAGUUUGUUGCUGAAACUCACAUUGUUCUUUUGUUCAAUGCAGGUGUGACCCUUGGAAUGGUGCUCUUGCACGAAGCUGCUACCUCUGACAUGGAAGUGGGGAAGAGAAAAAUCAUGUGUGUGGCUGGCAUUGGCCUGGUGGUGUUGUUCUUCAGCUGGCUGCUCUCAAUAUUUAGAUCGAAGUACCAUGGCUAUCCCUACAGCUUCUUAAUGAGUUAAAGAAUGUGACCACUUGGCUGUUUACAAGGAGUGGAACUGAAGUGUUCAGUGUGUGUGGUUCAUGCUACCUCUCUUUGGAAUGAACAAGUUGGUUGCGCACCAAACCAAAGAUACCAAGUGCCUUGACAAAACAAGCAAUUUGCCCUGAUAGUUCUGGGGGAGUAUUAAGAUAACAUCAAUGCUCUGUUUACCUUUAAGGCCUAGUAUAAAUGAGAAUUUAGAAUCUGGGCUUUCUUUCUAAUUAGUUAAAAGCAAUUAAACUUGAGGCACAAUGCGAAGACCCCCCCCCCUUUUAGGCCAUACCCAUUUGCUUCCAUUUUGUUUGCAGCAGUGGGGGAUAAGGAUAUUAUCCCACCCACCCAAGCCACAGCUUUUUCCAUGACAUCACAGGGCAUUCCCCCAAGUUCCCCUGGUAUCUGAGUGUGGUUUGUAUUGCAGUGGCUGGGUGGGUCUCAAAGGUACAUGUGUAUUCUGCCAUGUACCCUUUUAGGCUGUCUUUAAUUUCUCAACAGGUCAUCUUCCCAGCAGCUGUUAGAACUUCUCUUAGCCAAAUAAUCUUUCCUGUUGCACCUUUUAAGCCCACAAGGAUGCCUCCUUCACACCUCUCAUGAUUCCAGUGCAAAUUAGGGAUGCUUCUACUUGGUUUCUGGGCUACAAUGUCUUCUUCAGGAAGAAAGUGGUGGGCGCUGAACGCCAUUGAAAGUGACAUUGGAACCAACUUGGAUGGCUUCUCUUAGAGUGUUCUUUUAAAAGGGAGGGAAAAGAUUUACACUGGCAGUCUACUCAAGAGAGCGCUUCCAGAAUGGCACUGCAAGCUCAGCUCUCAUGGCUCCCAAAAGUGCCCUAGGAAACAAAACUGUUUCAUGGGCCUGCAAUUACAGCAAAGUCUUCCUUCAUUAAGGGACUUCUGUGUAGUCUGUGGCUUAAUCAUUUGGCUUUGAAAAUGUAUGGCCUGGAACCAUGUUCCUCAUGUACAGUAGCACACCGAACACUCUGAUCUUCCAGUGAAGGUUGGUAUGGUCAGUUUUGAUGGUGCCAAUUACCUGUUUUGUGGGAGCAGGAAACAAAAGGUUCAGUUCCCACACCUCCAAAGUAAGCGACUGGUCCCAUUAAAGCUGAUUGUGCCGUCCUCCUAUUCAGUGUUGCACACAAGGGCCUGAUCCAGUAGACAGGCACCACGCUGACUGUUCUGUGAACUAGAUGCUGGAUUUAUUUUACCCCCAUAAUAUCCUUUUGGCAUUUGGGACUCAGUCUGCAUGGAAAUGUGAUUUUUGUUGGGGUUUUUUCAUGCUUUUGUUUGAUUGGGGCAAUGACUUUAAAGUUCAGAAUCUGCGCAUCUCACAUUCAGAAUCCAGACCAAGUAGCAAACCUGUUACUGCUGUGACUUUGAAUUGUGACUCUCCAUCUGUUUCUUUCUAAAUGCAAGGAAAUGUGUUUGAAGGAGGAGUGAAAAAGCUCCCGAUUUCUAUCUUAUUUUGAAUCGGGAGCCUGAUGAGAGAGGGCAUUUUCUGCUUUAGCUGUUUUCCCCCCUUUUGUUUUUGUUUUGCUCUGCUGAGAAUUGGGAUCCAAAAGACAUCUUGUCCUGCUCCCGUAAAAGGUGCUAUGCUGAGUUUUCAUAUUGGUGCCCAGAUGCAUUUGGGAAUUGUUAAGGAUUGUAGAAAUGGGAUUUAAUGCAGAAAGCCAGUUGCUUAGCUUGAUAACUCUUUCCUGAAGCCAGGGUGAUGGUAGGAGGGCAAGAACAAUAUAUUGUUUCUCCUCGGAAGGAGGGCAGAACGUUGCUCAUGAGAAUUAAGAACUAACUGCUGCUGCACUCAGCUAAGUGGUUUUCUCUUUACACAAGUUUGCUGUGUUUAAUUACACUUCAAGUGCCUUGAUGCUGUCUGUUUUUUGGUAUUGACUCCACAAAUGUUUCAAAAUAUGUUUUUAUACCAUGCAAAGCAUCCAGUUGUAGCAUGGACAAUGAAAUGACCAAUUUGGACUUUGGACUACUUUCAAUAAAUACUUUACAAACUUC
Messenger RNA from Eublepharis macularius, 3035 nucleotides. RefSeq names its product magnesium transporter 1 (gene MAGT1). Gene Ontology annotation, cellular component: oligosaccharyltransferase complex. The transcript is spliced from 10 exons. The record is from RefSeq and is a predicted model, not a curated record. The coding region runs from base 26 to 1021 and encodes 331 amino acids. Lineage: Eukaryota; Metazoa; Chordata; Lepidosauria; Squamata; Eublepharidae.